Molecule: messenger RNA, 782 nt
Organism: Harmonia axyridis
Lineage: Eukaryota; Metazoa; Arthropoda; Insecta; Coleoptera; Coccinellidae
Gene: Tango11
Product: transport and Golgi organization protein 11
Exons: 4
Coding region: 140-766 (208 amino acids)
Source: RefSeq, a predicted model, not a curated record
GCUGUCAAUAAUGACAGUUGUCAGCUGGUGGUUCAAAAAAAUGUCGAUAUUACCUAAAUAAAAACGGAUCAAGGAAAUAGUGAACAAAUAGAUAUAUAACUCCUACAUUGUACCAAAUUAGUCGAUAUUUUCAGUAAAAAUGUCGGCAAACGCUAAUUCUCUUCAAUUUGAAGAUGCCUUCGUUACUGAUAUUAAUCAAAAAAUGAAAGUACCCGAUAAAAUUAGCUUCAACCCUGAUUCCAAUGGAAUUUCUAGAGUUGAUUGGAUGAGAGAUAGCAUAAACAUGCAGGUACCAGAAAGAAUUCUUGUUGCAGGCCAUCAACAACAUGUUGGUACUAAAGCUCCUCCUAGAGAAAUCACUUUCGACAAAUCUAUUAUAGUCACAGAUCCUUAUCCUGGUGAUGUUCGUGUUGCUACUCCUCCUCGAACUUUAACAUUAGAUAGAUAUCCAUUUCCUGAUUUUGAAGAUCAUAUGGAAAAUAAAGAAGACAACUCUGUAAAGAAGCCAAGCACACAUUAUUUUGAAGAUAUAGAUUUCUUGAUGAACAAUAGGGAAUCGACUCCACCUAUUGGAGGUGGUGGAGGAGAUAGCUUAACUAGCACAGAUGAGGUUCACCACUUACGCAAACAAAUGACAAAGUUGAAUAGACGUAUUAUGGCUUUAGAAUUGGAGAAUAUCAACAGACUUCAAAGGGAGAAAUUUGUUCUAGGAUUUGGUGUUGCUUAUUUCUUAUUCAAAUUCAUAAUUUGGAUGAGUAAAGAAUAAAAAAGUGAAUAACAUU